This is a messenger RNA of Paramecium sonneborni, 809 nucleotides long. NCBI's taxonomy places the organism in Eukaryota, Ciliophora, Oligohymenophorea, Peniculida, Parameciidae. The record is from the annotation of a GenBank genome assembly.
GCAAUUUUUAAUUUAUAGAUAUGAUCCAGCUGUAGAAAUUAAUAUAUUGAUAUUUGUAUGAGAAUGAUUUUCCAAAAUAUGUGAGUUACUAUGUUGACUUGAAGAAGAUACCCCCUAUGCAUUUGGAUGCAUUCUUGUACAUCAAAGACAAUUAUGAUUCAUCUCUCUCUUUACGUCGUUCAUGCAGAGAGGGUAUCUGUGGAUCUUGUUCUAUGAAUUGCAAUGGUCUUCAUAAGUUGGCAUGUAUCCAUGCAAUAUACUGAUUUAACUUAACCAGCUUAUAUCACUCCAUUAAGUCAUAUGUGUGUAGUAAAAGAUCUUGUUGUUGAUAUGACCAACUUUUAUACUCAAUAUAAAACUAUUGAUCCCUAUUUGAAAAGAAAGACUCCAAAAGUAUGAGAAUCUAAUUUUAUCUUUUUAGGAAGGAAAUAAGGAAUACAUCUAAUCAGUUGAAGAUAGAAAGUUAUUGGAUGGACUUUAUGAAUGUGUAUUGUGUGCAUGUUGUUCAACUUCUUGUCCUUCAUAUUGGUGGCAUCCAGAUAGAUAUCUUGGUCCAGCUGUUCUUAUGUAAGCCUACAGAUGGAUUGUAGAUUCAAGAGAUGAAUAUACAGAUGAAAGAUUAGAAAAAUUGGGUAUAAUAAUAAUUAUAUAUGCAUUUAGCUGAGGAUGUAAAGAUAAAGGAUUGUUAAAAUAUUGGUAUGUGUUCUUUUACGUGUCCAAAGGGACUUGAUCCACAGAAAUCAAUGUAUCAUUUAAUGAAAUUGAUAGAAGAAUAAAAAGAAAGAAAGAUUUCAUCAGCCACAUUAUGA